Entelurus aequoreus (snake pipefish) is the source of this 1920-nucleotide messenger RNA. Its product is annotated as RNA-binding protein 38-like. The record is from RefSeq and is a predicted model, not a curated record. Lineage: Eukaryota; Metazoa; Chordata; Actinopteri; Syngnathiformes; Syngnathidae. Bases 233 to 973 code for a protein of 246 amino acids. Gene Ontology annotation, cellular component: cytosol. The transcript has 4 exons. Gene Ontology annotation, molecular function: RNA binding.
CAGCACGCCUCAUUGUGGCUGUGAAGUAAAGCAGUGGUGUGCGACACCGGUGGACUCAACUACGGUUGUAAACUAGCUAGCCGAUGCUACCGGUUUGUUGAACUUUUUUACGACGACACAUUGACUUUUGUUGUAGUGUUUUAUUCGACCCGCUAAUGCCGAGUCGCCACUAAAAAAAAAAGCUCAGUGCUUUUUUUGACUUGGCGUGUGUGGCGUUUGAGGCGGCCCGCCAAUGCUUUUACAUCAGUUCAUGAACGGAGCCCUGGAAGCUGCCAUGCAUCCCACGUCGCUACAGAAAGACACCACUUUCACCAAGAUCUUCGUCGGCGGGCUGCCGUACCACACCAACGACGCCUCGCUGAGAAAGUACUUCGAGGCGUUCGGGGACAUUGACGAGGCGGUGGUGAUAACGGACAGGCAGACCGGUAAAUCCCGAGGAUACGGCUUUGUAACGAUGACAGACCGAGGAGCCGCAGAGAGAGCCUGCAAAGAUCCCAAUCCUAUCAUUGACGGCAGAAAGGCGAAUGUCAACCUGGCCUACCUCGGAGCCAAACCCCGCAGCAUACAGACAGGCAUAUCCAUUGGAGUGCAGCCCAUUCACCCAGCAUUCAUCCAGAGGCAGUAUGGGUUGGCGCAGCCCUACGUGUACCCGCAAACGUACGUGCAGCCCAGCCUGGUGCUGCCCAGCCAGCUGUCCAGCUCGGUGAGCAGCAGCCCGUACCUGGACUACAGCGCGGCCUACACCCAGUACGCCCAGGCCGCCUUUGAGCAGCAGUAUCCCUACGCCGCGUCCCCGGCCGGCUUCCUGGGUUACAGCUACGCCGCCAGCCCCGGCGGCACCGCGGGGCCGGCCGCCGCCGCCACGGCGCCGGCCGCCGUCCACGCCGCCCUGCCCUCGGCCGCCGGCCCCACCCCGGCCUUCCUGCACUACGCUCAGCAGCAGCAGCAGAUCCAGCCGGACCGCAUGCAGUGAGAGGGCGAGGAGAAGCGGGGGACUUUAUGAACAGUGGAAGGCCAAAAUACCCUUUUUGGGGGGUGGGGGGGGUGACCCUGCUUACUUUAAGUGCAGGUUUCAGGAAAAGGGGUGGGACUAUUGCACUGUACGCUAUAUAUCAGGAGCCCCUUUGCUCAUUGGUUAAAAAGGGUAAAGGUGUUUGAGGGGAGGGACAGGCGGAGAAGCUUUAACGUAUACGAUCGCUUCCAACGGCUUCUAGAAGCUGACUCUUCAUUUAUUAUAUUAUUAUUAUUAUUCUUUGUAUUGUUCUGUAUUGUAUUGAUGUUAGCCAUUGCUAUUCCUAGUCGCGUUGCCUCAGUGGAAUGACACGUCUGUGGUACAUAUUUCACGCCCCAAAGCAUCUCCGCUGGAUGGGAGGGUGACUGCUGCUUUCGGACACUGGGGGGGGGGGGGGGGGCCGCCACGGACAAAGUCGCGGUUCAGAGCGCCACCUCGGCGGACGCAAUGUUUCACCUCAGAGAGACAAAACAAAAACUUGAAGCUGCGAUUUAUCCAUCCCGGGGGAGGGGGACGGGGGGUGUAUCAGGAAGAUUUUAUUAUUUUCAUUAAAGGGGCCUUAAUAAAUAAAAAGUACGCCUUACUUAAUCUCCUGAUUUCCAAGAAAGAUCACCGACUGCAGGUUUUGUGACUGUUCGGUUUUCAUUUGCCGGACCCCCGCGAGUGUCUUUUGUUUCUUACAGAUGGACGCAUGUUGUAUUCCCUGGUAGCUGACACUGUCUCAGACACCAGUGCUUUUGUUUUUUCCUCCUCCCCCCAUCUCACGCUCACCACUUGUCCAAGCACUGCUUUCAAGAUAUUCAGUCCUCAAGUACAUUUACAAUAUUUAUAUUUAGGUAUUUAUAAAACAUGUCUUUUCUUUAUUAUUAUUUUUUUUUUUAAUACUAUGACUGUAGUUGUAGCACUGA